AGCCCCAGCCGUAACAGCAGAGCUUCUGCGGAGCCGGAGAGAGCUGUCCGCGCUGGGAGAACCCCCGGGACCCAGCAGAGCCAUGGCUCGUCUCCCGCACCUGGCCAGCCCUCUCCAGCUGCUGCUGCUGCAGCUCUCCACGCUGGUUGCUGUGUCCUGCUCUGGAUUAUAUGAGAAAAACCCUUCUUUACUGAGUCCCCCUCCCAGACUGUCUCAAGGCAAAAAUGUGAUGGUGUCAUCUGAUCAGUCUUCCAGUCCAGAAACCUCUUGUACCUAUGGGUCCAUCUGCUCCUGGGUAACAUCUACGGACACCUCCGGAAAACCAGACUGGGUACCAUCUUCAGUGAGGGCCUUGGUGUGGCAGCAGCAGCGUCAAGUUCUGGAGAACCAUUCAUCCAGAGGAGACAUAGAAGGGGACAUUCUCCUCCUAAACACCAGCAGGUUCUUGGAUAGAUGUGAGUUCAGUCUGCAUAGCCCCAUCCUGCCAUGGAGCGUGGAGUCCUGCUUGCUGGAGUUGGCCAUAUAUUCACAGGGCACUGCUCCUGCUCUUCAGGGAUUCACAGUUGAAAUCCGACAUGUGGAGACAAACCGGAACAUAAUCAUCCCUCUGAGAGCUGGGCAAGAGGAGAACACCUGGGUCAAGUGGAAAGUACUCAUGGCUCAGAUCGGUGAAGUGGAGAGGCCUUUUGAGAUCUCCCUGCUGUAUUCAACCUGUGGAGCACAAGGGGCUGGGCUAUUGGCAUUGGGCUCCUUGCAGUUCAGGGACUGCUUCCAUGAAAAAGAAAGCAAGAAUCUUUCCACAUCCAACAAGGGCUCCACUUUCCCGUGCCCACGUGGGGGCUGUGUCAGCCACCUGCAGGUCUGUGAUUUUCACAGUGAUUGCCCUACCAAAGAGGAUGAAGAGGCCAUAUGUGCAGACAGUCUCCCAGCAGGAGCACACUGUUCUUUUGAGCAGGGUCCCUGUGGCUGGAUAUUGAAUGACACUGCAUCUCCUUCCUGGUCCAUCAGGGGCUUUGAAGAAAUGACACAAGAAGCUCCAUUCAUGGGAUCUGCCUUGCUAGCCACCAGAGGGCACUUCCUGUACUUGCGAGCAGACAGCAAUCAGACAGGUGAUGUUGCCAGGGCUUACAGUGCCAGCCUGCCAGCCAGUCUUGCCAGUGGAGACUACCAGAUCCAAUUUUCAGUGCAUAUUUUUGGCAGUUACAAUGGCACCAUCUCGUUCUCUGUCCAGGAAGAGACAGGUGGAGUCAGUAUCUCCCCUCUGGUGUGGGAAAGAACAGGGAGCUGGAGCGACCGCUGGUUUCUCAUUACACUGCAAAUGCCAGUGCUCCAGAACAAGUUUCACCUGCAGCUUUUAGCAACCUGGGGUUGGAAUUCCCAAGCUGACAUUGCGAUGGACAAUAUUACUUUUGGAGUGGGCUGCUUCCCUGUUGGAAGAAGACAAAGCCAUUCUGCUGGAAAGCACCAAUACCCACGGGAAAUCAGUAUCAUGGAUGAGAAUCUCUUGAACCCAUUGGAAGAGCCCUCCCUUUCAGGAAAUGUGCCUGUUGUUCUUUGGUGGUUCACAACCUGUGGUUCCAGUGGCCCCCGAGGACCAACUCAAGCACAGUGCGACAGCGCCUAUUACAACACCAACAUCUCAGUGACUGUAGAGAAAGAGGGACCACUCCGAGGGGUGCAAGUGUGGAGAGUGCCAGCAACAAACCGAUACUUGAUAUCUGCAUAUGGAGCAGCCGGAGGGAAAGGAGCCAAGAACCACAAGAAGAGAUCGCAUGGGGUCUUCAUCUCCGCCACCUUCCAGCUGGAGAAAGAUGAGCUCCUCUACAUCUUGGUGGGGCAGCAGGGGGAGGAUGCCUGCCCAGGGGGGAAUGUUCAGACCCAGAAGAUUUGCCUGGGGGAGUCAUCUCUCAUUGAAGAAGAUUACAAACUGAAAAAGGAUCUGAAGGACUGGGCUGGAGGAGGGGGUGGAGGUGGAGGAGCCACCUUCAUCUUUAGACUGAGGGAUGGGGUUUUCGAACCGUUGCUCAUCGCUGCAGGAGGAGGGGGAAAGGCAUACCUGAGAGAUCAGGACAGCUCCCUGGAUGAUGUGCCCCUGGAGCAAUUUGAGAACACCACAGCAGUUCCUGGAGUCAAUGGGAGAACUGGGGCAGCAGGUGGAGGUGGUGGCUGGGAAGACACCACCCUGUUUCCUCAGACUGGGAAGUCCCUCCUGGAGGGUGGAGAGGGAGGCCAGGCCUGUCCCCAGUCACUAGCCAAACUCCAGUGGGCCACCUCAGGUGGUUUUGGUGGAGGAGGAGGAGCUUGUACAUCUGGCGGGGGCGGUGGAGGCUACAAAGGUGGGCAUGUAUCGGAUGUUGAUGAUAUCACAGCUGAUGGGCAGGAUGGUGUUUCCUUUGUGAAUCCAGCUGGGGAGAUCUUCCUGCAUCCCCUGGCAGCCAUGGAGAGCCACGGGGAGGCGGAGAUUCAGGUCUACCUGAACUGCAGCCACUGCCACUCGGGCAACUGCAAGCGGGACCUUGACACCAAUCUGCCUAUCUGUAUUUGUGAGAUGGGAGCCGUGCUGGCCAGUGACAAUGUCACCUGCAUAGUUCCUCACAGCCCCAUCCCAGAGGGACACCUUCCUCUUCCACUCCUCUUAGCUGUGGUCAUUGUGAUUGCAGUGCUUGGAAUGGCUCUGGCUUGUGGCAGCCUAUCCAUCGUUUAUCACCGUAAGAAGCAGCAGCUGGAAGGAGCCAGAGCACGACUGCAGAGCCCAGAAUAUAAACUAGGCAAAAUCCGCACCUCCACCAUCAUGACUGAUUACAACCCCAACUACUGCUUUGCAGGGAAGGCUGCCACGCUGAGCGAGCUGAAGGAGAUCCCCCGGAAAAACAUCUCCCUGCUUCGGGCCCUAGGGCAUGGUGCAUUUGGUGAGGUUUAUGAGGGGACUGUGAUAGGAAUCUCAGGGGAUCCCAACCCUCUUCAGGUUGCUAUCAAGACAUUGCCAGAAAUCUGCUCUGAGCAGGAUGAGAUGGAUUUUCUGAUGGAAGCGCUGAUAAUCAGUAAGUUCAGUCACCAGAACAUUGUGCGGUGCAUUGGCGUGAGCCUUCAGACACUGCCUCGCUUCAUUCUGCUGGAGCUCAUGGCCGGUGGAGAUAUGAAGAGCUUCCUUCGGCAGAAUCGACCCCGGGUGAAUCAGCCAUCCACUCUGAUAAUGCAGGACCUGCUGAACAUAGCCUGGGACAUUGCUUGUGGCUGCAAAUAUCUGGAGGAGAACCACUUCAUCCACAGAGACAUAGCUGCAAGGAACUGCCUGCUGACCUGCACUGGGACAGGACGAGUAGCCAAAAUUGGUGAUUUUGGAAUGGCCCGAGAUAUAUACAGGGCAAGCUACUAUCGCAAAGGAGGGAGAGCCAUGCUGCCUGUCAAGUGGAUGCCACCAGAGGCUUUCCUAGAGGGGAUCUUCACCUCCAAGACUGAUACCUGGUCCUUUGGCGUGCUGCUGUGGGAGAUCUUCUCAUUAGGCUACAUGCCCUAUCCUUGCAAAACCAACCAGGAGGUGCUGGAAUUUGUCACUAGUGGAGGAAGAAUGGAUCCACCAAAGAACUGCCCAGGGCCUGUUUACCGGAUCAUGACGCAAUGUUGGCAGCACAGUCCGGAGUACCGGCCCAAUUUCUCCACCAUUCUGGAAAGAAUCAAGUACUGCACACAGGAUCCUGAUGUGAUCAACACAGAGCUGCCCAUUGAAUGUAGACCAGCAUCAGAGGAUGAGGGGAGCUCUGUGAUGUGCCCAAAUAGUUCCAGUGGGAUGGUCCCUUUGCUGGUGAACCCAUCCCUCACACCUCAGCUGGCUCCCAUAACAUUAGAAACCCAUCAUGCAGGGCAUAAAGCUGGACGUCCACAGGAGCUGCUGGUGGAGAACCUUGGCAAUUGGACUGGCAGAGGUCCCAGCCUACCGUGCCUCACUGAUUCCAGCAGCAGGUCAUGGUUCCAACAGACGGCGAACCAGAGGCUGGAAUCAAGCAGUCAGCCGGCACACAGACCACACAACACCAAAAACCUUUGGAACCCAACCUAUGGAUCCUGGGUGAUGGAGAAUAUCUGCCGCUCCUGUCCCAACGCCAAGCUCAAAGCAACCACAGAGCGAGAAGAUUCAGGUUUUGAUGGGAACUGCAGCUCCUCCCCUAGUUCUCGGGCAUCUCCAGCCUCUCCGAACAGAAGCCACUGUCUUCACAGGAAUAUUGGUGGGAUAGAACUGGUGAAGCUCCAGACUUUCCCCUGCGGCAAUGUGAAUUAUGCGUAUGAUGAUCUCUACUAUGUCACUGAUGGGCCUUCAGCUUUGGCAGUGGGUAGACCAGGUGUGCUGAGGAGCACCAGUCUGCACAGGGAUGGGAAGCCUUUUUGUAAGCCAGAGAAAACAUCAAGAGAGAGGGACUCUGGCCUCUCCUUGUCAGACGACCUGAGUGUUACACCUGUAUAACAGGAGAUGUUCUACCAAAGGUCAGGACCUCACACUGGGCGUGUAUGUAUCUGAAAGGGCAAACUGAAAUGUCUUCUUUGGUCUCUUAUUUCCUCCAUUCAGCUUUCAGAUGGGUAAUGUUUUAACAUCAGAAGUGUUCUGCUGCACCCUCCGACACACUGGAUUCCCAAUCUAAUGAGGAAAAUUGAACUUGCUACUUCAGUCCAUCAAGAGUGUUCCCUCCUAUUGAGCCAGUGCCACUGAUUUCAGGAUAUAAAUAACAAUGGCUUUGUUGCACUGACUCAGAGUCCGGUGUUCAUGAAAGGAAUCAUUCUCAAUCUGCUCAGGUGAAAAAAAAAAAAAAAAAAAAAGAACCUACCAUCCAAUUGUUACAGUUGGCUGGAAAUGACAAACAACAUAACCACUCUUUUGAUCUAACAUACCAAAAAUUACGUGCUGUGGCAGCAGCAAACUCAUAAAGGCCAUUGUGUUCCCCAGAGCUUUGCAUGUUCCAGUGAUGCUGGUGCACUGACAGGGAAGUAACCAAAUAUAGCCACGUUUGCACUUGCUUGAUCGGCAGAAAUACCAGAAGAACAUUAAAUUGAAAUCAAUGCAGCAACUGAGAAAAACAGAAAAAGUGGGAGGGGAAAAUAUUAUUUCAGGCUCCUCCGAGAUCAUGUUUUAAAAAAGAUGAAGAGAAAAAUUACGUAUUUAAAAAAAAAUAAUUAAUGGAGUUGAUUGCAUCCCUUUGACUGGUAAAGAAAACUUGCUUCUUACCUCAGGGGCUAACUUACCUCACAGUUCCUGACCUUGGAGGUUUGGGAAAAGUUCUAAUCAAUGCUCAACUCCACUACGUUGUGAGAACUGGACUUCUCUUUUCUUUAAAUGGACUUUACCUGGGAUGAACUUUAUUUUUAAAAGGACUCUAGUAUUCAGCAAUAAUAGCCCAUGGCUAUAAACUGAAGAUUUAGGGCCAUUACUGUAGAAUGCUGGGUUCUUGAUGUUGUUUAUUUUAAAUACAGAAUAUAGAAACUCCUCUGAAGUGGACUUCACUGAGACAAGGAGGGCAUCUUGAAGGGAAACCACCAAGAAGUGUUUUAUUUGAACAUAAAUCUUAAAAUGCCUUGCAGGAUUGGAUACUUCAGCCCCCUGGGAAGUCCAAACAACAGCUUGGUUUUAUGCACCAGUCUCUCCUUUUGGGGAAUGCUUACAGCAGAACAUGGUUUCUUCUUGACCUCUUAAUAGUACAGCCCUGUCAGUUAAGAAGGCAGGUCCCUGUUCUGGAAAAAGAGUUGUUAUUUAAAAGGCUUCCUACUGUAAUUUGCAGUUAACCUGAUAUUUACUGGUUAGAGCCUUCCAAACAAAGAGACUGAAAAGGUAAAGACAGCACUCGUUAUACGCCCAAAAACAUCUCAGAAGCGCUUUGCCCUUGUGCCAUUUCUGAAUUCCCGGCUGCCAACGUUCAGGUAACAGGGGAGGGUUAGCUGUGUGGAGGGAGGAUGGAAAGAGUGCCGCGAAACUUUAUUGAUCUGUAGAGUCUAUCAGAAGUGCAGCUCCUUCAAUCACCAUCUUUAUGUUUAGUGUGAAAGGAGAGCCCCAAGGAUACACAUAAGUUUCAUAAAGUAGCUGUUCCCUUCAGGCAGGAAACCAAAGUGUGAAUACACCAAGAUCUCUGCCUUACACCUCACCUAUGUUUCCUGAGUGAAGAGUGGCUGCUGCAGUCAUAGUGGUUAGGAUCACUUCACACCCCACAUAGGCAUAUAGUCUGUGUAUGCAAUUUGGCAUAACAAGCAGUCUCCUCGAAAGAGAUGGUUAACUAUAAGCACAGAUUCCAUUUCCUCUGCAGCAACAAUUCAUGUAUGGUGCGGAGAAGCACACAGCUAACGUGGUUGCAUUCUAUUUCACACCAGCAACAAGUGCUGGGUGUCUCCAACUCAGGGUUAAGGUCAGUCAGUGACUUACAGUUUGUCCCAUAGCUUCCUCUACUCUCCAGGACCACUGGCUAUAGAAUGGAUAGUUUCAGACACCAUCAGUUCUCAGCCCCUUUGGUGGUGAUAGGUCCACUUCUACCAAUGGAGCUUGCACUGAGAAAACCAAAUCCAUGUAACGGAAUUAUAGCUCUUGAUGGCCAAAAAUAAUACCUUGUUUUGAUCCUUGGUGUGAGGUAAAUGGAUGUAAGGAUACAGGUAGCUCCCAGAUGUGUGGGAUUGUUCCAGGAGGGAUGGGGCAGAAAUGAAAUGAUUUAAUAACUAUUACUGCUUCUUAGUGGAACUUUUUCCUCCCUUGCCCCCUUCUGCUGUGGUCUUCCUCUCAGAGUUCUGCGCACCCUGUCAUUUAUCCACCUUCCACUCCCAGCUCUGAGACCCUGCUUCCUGGUUACCACCCUUCCAGGUGGGGAGCAAUGGACAGUGUCAGUCCUUGGAUCUCCUCAGUGCAAAUCCUUAACCGACUAGCAGAGGCACUGGUGAGCAAUUCUUCCUCCUCCCAGAGGCUAAGCAUGUUUUCUCCCUCACUUCUAGCUCUACAUGGCCAGCUCUGGUGUAUGCCAACGAGGAGCAACUACUGCUCUGUCACAACUGGCCUGAACCUAUAAGCCUUGAUUCCCCCAUCCCACCUCUGCUCAGUAGCAUGCCUCUGCACUGCAUUCAACUCCAUCCUAUUUCAGGUAACACUCUUACUCCCGUGGCUCACUCAUGGCUCGCUGUUUCCCCAGAGAUACACUAUCAAUAGCUCUUAAAAACUGUUGGCACUCAUAGUAGUGACUUGCUCUUUUCUGCUGCUGCAUGUUUCUCACAAUUAGGAGGGGUCAAGACCUAUUGCAGUGCAGUUUCUUAAGCUUUAAGUCAGCUGCAGUGGAGGUUGCUCAGGGAAGGCAUUUCCCACACUGGUGUGAUUCAGAUACAUGAAGAUCUUUACUUGCUGGUUCUGAUCACACUUCCAUGUGCCAGCGAUGCCUAACCACUUUCAGAUGUCACUGACCUCCAUUAUUCUGGGGGGAUUGGUGGUACAUAUCAAGGAGAAGGUGAUGUGUAGAAAACAGAGCCAGGGGGGUGAGUGAGUGGGGUGGGAAGUAUCAUACUGUCUUCCCUUGCUGGACCUUUUCCUAGUACCAAACUGACUAUGCACUAGACUGCAAAACUGACUAUGGACUAGACAGUUCUGCUUCAUUCUGCAGUGGAGAUGACUACAGGAGACAUACACACGUUCUACCUCCACCCCACAAUCCUCCAAAAUUAAUGACUUUUAAUGAUGUGACAGUGAGGAUCAGAAAUGAGCUAAGAAUGCUGUGGAGUGCCUACGUGCACUGUGGCUAGCUCACACCAGUGCCAUUUCCUCUUAGGAUACACUACAUUGAUUCCCAAAUUUAGAAAGUGAAACAGCGAUUAAAUACAGGGUUAGGAAGUGAGGUGGGCUAAGGCUAAGAAUGGGACACUAUCACCAUCAGUGCUUCUCAGGCCUCCCUCACCACAGCAUCUAGGUGCCAUUGUCUAAAUGUAACAACAUCAAGUCCUUCUAGAAAAAGAACCAAGCUCUCCCCCAUUCCCUUUGGAUAAAAGCCGCCUACUUAUGCAUAGUUGAUUCUAGCUGGAGCCUUCCAGGAGGAGGAUAGAACAUGGAACUGCACAGAUGGAACAGUUACCCACAAUAAUGGGGGCAGGGGGCAGUUCAAAAGCAUCUGAGUUAAGAGCACCAGUCCUAUUGAAGUUCAAUGGGCCUAACUCACUUAGCUGCCUUGGAAAAUCCCACCCACUAAUAUUAUGUAUGACUAUACUAGAGGAGAGCUGUUAAUAAUUCCCCUAUCAUGACGCUGUCUGUCCAAUCCAAAAUCUUAUUACUCUAGGCACAAUUAACCAUACCAAUGACACAUGCCAGUCUUGAGGGCCUAACAUGCUGGGAGAAGCUCGAGCAUGAUAACUCACACUCAGAAUGCCCAAAUUAGAGGAUUACGGGUAGCAGAUUUUUAAUUGCCUUUAUUUAUUUUUUUUAAGAGACUUUCAGUUGAUAGCAAAUGAACGAACCAACGUUGUCAGCAUCAGGCUAGAUUAGCAUGGUAGCUAACGCCCCUAAGGAUUUGGUUUUGGAAGAGGAAGUGCGUGAAAAUGAGACCCUUCCACAGAGUCUUCAAACACUGGUGCGUCAGCCACUCAUGGGAAUGUUGUAUAAAAACCCUGCUCAGCUUGAUGGGUCUUUUAAUCUUUGCAUUUAGCUUUGCGUGAUUAAAAUGGCUUCACGCUGCCAGCGUUUAAUACUGUCUUGAAAUCAGGACCUGCUUUUUUGCUCAUGAGGUUUUAAUCUUACACCUGUUUGCUUUGAUUGAUGAUUUAUGUUGCUUUUUACAACCCCCUUAUGUUACAGUUUAGAGAGGAAACUGUAACACAGAGAAACCAAAUUAAUCAGGAGUCUAACUGGUCUUUCUUUUUGGAAUUAACUUUCUGCCUUUCUCGGCUUCCCUCUCACAACACCCAUUAUAUCCACUUUCCUCAAGGCUCUACACUCCUGCCCCAGCUAGUUUGUAUCUUCUUCUGACACCCACUUUUACAUAAGCUUUAAAGUAAAUAGGCACAGUUUAAAAUACCAUUGACUGAAAAUGCCCUCCCCAGCCCUGCUAUCUUUCCUAAGGUUGGUUCCAUUCUCCCUGGUCCUCCAUCUUGGGCCAGGUCUACAGUAGGAGUGCUUUGCUGAUAUAGCUAUACUAUUCUAGGAGUGCACUCCUUGUAUGGAUGCAGCUUUUGCCAUUAUAGCUUAUCUCUCACACACACGGAUGCACACAAAAUACACUAUACUGCCAAAAGGGCAGAUAUAUCAGUAGAACUGCUUCUACACUAAGCAUUUUUGCCUGCAAAGCUAUGUCAAUCACAGCCCUGACUGCCAUAGGUAUACUAGCAAGGGUUUGCCGUGUAAACCUGGCCUUCCUCUGUCAUCCUAGCCAGUUCACCCUUCCUACCCUACUUUAGAAAAAAAACAAAUCCCAUGCUUAUGAGGGACAAUACCAUUGGGUGUGUCUACACUGCAAUUAAAUGCCCACGGCUGGCCUGUGUCAGCUGAUUUGGGGCUCAAUCUCUGGGGCUGUAAAAUUGCAGUAUAGAUGCUCAGGCUGGAGCCAGAGCUCUGGGACUUCGCAGGGUGGGUGGGUCUCCAGCCCGAGGCCUAAACAUCUACACUGCCAUUUUACAGCCCUGCAGCUGACCCAGGCCAGCCUGUUUAAUUGCACUGUAGACAUACCCGCUGAGACCCUAGAGCCUUGUCCCACUUCUUUAUUUAACUGAAUUGUUUUUGAUUUGUUGUUACCACUGCUUAUGGCAACACUGCACCGACCUACCCUUUGGGUCACUGUAAAUAAGUAGAUACCAAUUCUGCUUCUAUGCAAUUUCAAGCCAGAUAAAUGUAUACUUCAAUAUUUACAAUACAAAAAUAAAGAGAUGCUAACAGUG
Molecule: messenger RNA, 9870 nt
Organism: Chelonia mydas (Green sea turtle)
Lineage: Eukaryota; Metazoa; Chordata; Testudines; Cheloniidae
Gene: LTK
Product: leukocyte receptor tyrosine kinase
Exons: 29
Coding region: 83-4459 (1458 amino acids)
Biological process (GO): multicellular organism development; regulation of neuron differentiation; regulation of cell population proliferation
Cellular component (GO): membrane; signaling receptor complex
Molecular function (GO): protein binding; ATP binding; transmembrane receptor protein tyrosine kinase activity
Source: RefSeq, a predicted model, not a curated record